UCCUGAUGAUGCUCCAUGGAGUUUGAGACACAUUAUUCUUCUGAUUGGGUCUUUUAACAUCUCGAGUUGUUGUCUGGUCGAUUGUUCUCCUCCUCGUUCGGGUAAUUCCUUUGCUGAUUCUCUUGCCAAAGAAGAUAUGUCUUCGAAGGUGGAUGACAAACCCAUUACCCGCGUUCUCUUUUGUGGACCGCAUUUUCCAGCUUCACAGAAUUAUACUAGAGAAUACUUGGAGAAGUAUCCUUUUAUCCAGGUUGAUGAAGUGGCCCUCAAGGAUGUUCCAGAUCAUAUUGGGAACUACCAUCUCUGUGUUGUGUUAAACAUGCGAUUAGAUUCAAAUGUUAUAUCUCGUGCCAAUCAGAUGAAGCUAAUAAUGCAGUUUGGUGUUGGCUUAGAAGGGGUUGAUGUUGAUGCUGCUACAAGGCUUGGCAUUAAAGUCGCCAGAAUUCCGGGUGAUGCAACUGGAAAUGCUGCAUCUUGUGCUGAAAUGGCUAUAUAUCUAAUCUUGGGACUUCUCCGGAAACAGAAUGAGAUGCAAAUUUCUGUAAAGCAGAAAAAGCUUGGAGAGCCUCUUGGGGAAACACUUUUGGGGAAAACGGUCUUUAUAAUGGGAUUUGGAAAUAUUGGAAUUGCUCUGGCAAAGCUCUUGAAACCAUUUGGUGUUAAAAUUAUUGCUACAAAAAGGAGCUGGGCCACAAAUUUGCAAGUUCCUGUUCCAAAAGCAGCUAAAACUCAAAACGAGAUCGUUGAUAAAUUGGUUGAUAAGAAAGGCAGACAUGGAGAUAUUUACGAGUUAGCGAGCUAUGCCGAUAUAGUUGUUUGUUGCUUAAGUUUGACUAAAGAAACAAUUGGCGUUGUAAACAAGUACUUCAUAUCUUCAAUGAAAAAGGGUGCCCUUUUGAUAAACAUUGCUCGAGGUGGUCUUCUAGACUAUGAGGCUGUUGUGCAUCAUCUUGAGUCUGAACACUUGGGAGGCUUAGGAAUUGAUGUUGCAUGGACAGAACCAUUUGACCCUGAUGAUCCAAUUUUGAAAUUCAAGAAUGUUAUGAUCACACCUCAUGUUGCUGGCAUUACUGAACAGUCUUUUAGAUCAAUGGCUAAGGUUGUGGGUGAUGUUGCCUUACAACUUCACGCUGGAACUCCUUUGACAGGGAUAGAAUUGGUCAAUUAAACCUAUCAAUCCAUUUAAGGUUCAGUAGAUUUGUCCUGGUGUUGGCUCCUGCAAAAUCCAGGGUAUUUACCCCUUUUAAGAGAUUGCCUAGCUAAAGGAAGUUAAAAUAGGUUCAGUAGACUGCUUUGAGGAUCCUCCUAAGAUAUCUGUACUUGAUCAUAUCUCCAUGAUAAAAAUAAAUUAUAGAUAUAAGCUUGGGACAUCCUCUAUAUCCAAAUAUAAGUUGGGAGACUUGUUGACAAUAUUUGAUCUUAACAAAUAUAGAUUACUUAUCAUAAAGUUUGAUAUGAUAGAGCAAACCUGAUUUCCUAUUUGUACUAUACAUGAUGAGCCCAUUAUCUUGAUAUGUGAAUCGUACAUUAAGUGAGAUGUGUCUUGUUCUUACACGUGAA
Messenger RNA from Theobroma cacao (cacao), 1560 nucleotides. RefSeq lists its product as uncharacterized. The record is from RefSeq and is a predicted model, not a curated record. Gene Ontology annotation, molecular function: NAD binding; phosphoglycerate dehydrogenase activity. Lineage: Eukaryota; Viridiplantae; Streptophyta; Magnoliopsida; Malvales; Malvaceae.